Harpegnathos saltator (Jerdon's jumping ant) is the source of this 1377-nucleotide messenger RNA. RefSeq lists its product as uncharacterized. The record is from RefSeq and is a predicted model, not a curated record. NCBI's taxonomy places the organism in Eukaryota, Metazoa, Arthropoda, Insecta, Hymenoptera, Formicidae. The transcript is spliced from 3 exons. The coding region runs from base 677 to 1270 and encodes 197 amino acids.
UUAUACACAAAUACAGCAAAUGUUAAUGUUGGUUAGUGUUUACUUCAUACGAAACAGAUAUAUUGUUCUCUACUAGAUGUCAUAGUAUCCAACUUAUUUCAAUUUUCCCUCUUUUCACUAUUAGCAACGACCAAUCAUACUCUACGUUUGAAAAGAAAGAGAAGUCUUUGACAGUUUCUUCAUACAGACUAUAGGUUUAAGUAAACUACAGUUAAAAACAUGAUGUGGAACGCGAUAUAAGUUUAACCAUGCCGUUAAAUUAACGUCAGUUCAGAUAAUCACGGUUUAAACUUGAUUUUGUGGAACUGGGCCUUAGAAAACAUUCAAUCGGGUGAUAUUUCCACCUUACUUCUUUGUAGGGUGGAUUGGGUGGAUUGUAGGCAUAUCACGUCAAAAAUAAAAAUGGCGACGCUACGUAAAGGACAACAUAUUUUAUGUACAUUAGAAAAUGGAGAAAUAUUAAAAGAUAACAACAAUCUAGUUGUAUGGGAUACAAAAAAUCAAAAAUUGCUCUAUGUACCCGCUGAAAUAAAUAUACUACGAUUUUUUAAUCUACCUGUUGAAGACCAAAUAUUAAAGAAUCAGAAAGAAAACUUUAAUAAUGUAGAAGAACUAGAAUCAACAGGAGAAAAUUCUAUAGUAUAUAAUACAUUACAAAAAAAUUCUAAAAAUAACAAUGUUUAAAAGAAAUAGCUGCAUUAAAGAAAUUGCUUCAUGGAAAGAUGAUAAUGCCACAAAAAUGUUAAUUUCUUUGUGGAAAGAACACGAAACAAAAUUUAAAAGCUCAAAAUUUCGAAAUGAUACAAUAUGGAACGACAUAUCUGCAAAAAUGUGGGACGCGAAUAGUAAUUGGCAUUAUAUAGUGCUAUACAAUGUGAAAACAAGUGGAAAGAUUUACGUAAAACAUACGUUAAAGUUAAAGAUCAUAAUUAAUACUUCUGGAAAUAAUCCAAAAACUUGUAAAUUUUAUGAUGAAAUAGAUGAUAUUCUUAAUGACAAGCCGAACAUAACACCUAUUUUAAUUACGUCUAAUUUAAGAAAACGACCUUUGUUAAUAAAUAGUGCUUCAAAUUGCAUGGAUUCAGAAAAUAGUUCUUCGUAUGCGAAUUUUUCGUAUGAUGAUCCUGAUUAUAUUCGUAAUAAAAAAUCGAAUAAAAGAAAAAUACCACACAUUGAAAGGGAGUUUAAAGAAUGGUGUACAGCUUCAAGAGCUGAUGCUAAGGGAAGAGAAGCACGUGAAAGAAGACACAAAGAAAUAUUAAAUCAAUAAGAAAAAGCGAUAAAUAGUAUGAAAGAAGUAAUGUUAAAACUAAUAGAGAGAUUAUAAGAAAAUGUAAAGCAAGAGUGAUAAUACACGAAAAUAAAUAAAAAUGUAUU